This is a messenger RNA of Pocillopora meandrina, 1028 nucleotides long. The record is from the annotation of a GenBank genome assembly. Lineage: Eukaryota; Metazoa; Cnidaria; Anthozoa; Scleractinia; Pocilloporidae.
CAACUUGCCUGAUUAGCAUAACUCGCACUGAAUUUCUGGGCUUUUACUUUGGAGAUUUGGAGGCUAAAACAACGUGUGAAGAUCAGCUUUUUAAAGUAACAGGAGAACGGAUCCUCGUCAUGUCGAGUGGUGAUGAUAUAUUCGCUGAACCAAUGCUCGAUACAGAUGAGUAUUUGGAGAAAUACAUGCAGCAAUUGAUCAAGCUUGACAAACAAGGUCUAUUACCAGACUUGACUGAGACGUUGAGGUACAAAGUUUACUCGAUUCAAGGAAGCGGCAUUAGUGCCCACAAAUCCAUUGUUCUCUCUACAAAUGACGAGCAAUUCGUCUCUGUAGAGCUUGGUAUCGACACAAUUAAGGGUAGGAGACAUAUUUACCCAGUGACGAGGAAAAUUGACAAAGAUUUGAAGCCUGAGAUGGAAUACCUCGGAGUGAUCGAAGCCACCGGAGAAGAUCUAAUUGCCAAAGCAAUUGCAGUGAUGAAACAUUUUGGAAGGUAUUUCAUGUUUGGCAACAACUGCCACGACUUCUGCGACAGGUACCUUGAGGCCAUUGGAUUAAAAGAAGCCCAAACCGUAACAGACGCGGAUAAAGUGGGUAUAUCAGCAAUCAUCGCCAGCAUCAUUCCAGGUCUCUUUGCCUUCAAGCGCUGACUUGAUGGAACUGUUAAUACUACCGCAGGCCUUACUUACAUUUCUUAAUUUGAUUCUUUUAUUGACUUUCAUUAUGCUUCUUAAUUUGUUAUCAUUUUUACUUGAACAAUUACCGAGUUUGAAUUUUGUGAUUCUAUUGUAUAUUUUCGAUUAGUCAGCAAAGUAUUAGUAAUGACACAAUGAAACUCAGUUUCUCGGAUAAUUCAUUUUUUUAGUGAACCUGUGAAUUAUUUACUUUCUGGUUUUUUGCAGUUCAUAACCUUAUAGAUCUAUUUAAACAGCGGACAAGAUUUCCGGUCUGUUUUUUAUUUUCUAGUUUUCCUAUCAGUUUGUCAAGUUAUAAGUAGAAGAAGAAUAAAUUGCUUCAAAAAUGGC